AGGAGCAAGAACUACUUUAGUCAAGAAAAAUCAAGAUGGCGAUGUGGCAGCCUGCUGAAGAUGGUCUUCGACAAAUAUUACAAUUGCUAAAGGAAUCUCAAUCACCCGACACUGAGACACAAAGGGCUGUACAGCAGAAAUUGGGAGAACUGAACAAUUAUCCUGACUUCAACAAUUACUUGAUUUUUGUCCUGACAAAAUUGAAGACUGAAGAUGACCCAACACGAUCGCUGAGUGGUUUGAUUCUGAAGAACAACGUGAGGGCCCAUUUUGAAAGAUUCCCUGCGGAAGUGACCUCUUUUAUCAAGCAGGAAUGUCUGAACAGCAUUGGAGACCCCUCUCCAUUAAUUCGAGCCACAAUUGGCAUCAUCAUUACUAACAUUAUCUCAAAAGGAGAGUUGCACAAGUGGCCAGAAGUUUUGCCUCAUUUGUGCACCUGUCUGGACUCUGAGGAUUACAAUGUCUGUGAGGGUGCUUUUGGAGCUUUGCAGAAAAUUUGUGAAGACAAUGCUGAGACUUUGGAUAGUGAUAUUGCUGACCGGCCUCUCAACGUGCUUAUUCCAAAAUUCCUCAACUUCUUCAGACAUCAAAGCCCCAAAAUUAGGUCUCAUGCCAUAGCUUGUGUGAACCAGUUCAUCAUCAGCAGAACCCAGGCCCUUAUGGUGCACAUUGACACUUUCAUACAGAAUCUGUUCUUCUUGGCCAAAGACGAAGACACUGAAGUGCGUAAGAAUGUGUGUCGAGCUCUAGUCAUGUUGGUGGAAGUGAGGAUUGACCGACUGAUGCCUCACAUCGACCAGAUCAUACAGUACAUGAUGGAACGGACUCAAGAUGGGGACGACACAGUGGCACUUGAGUCUUGUGAGUUCUGGCUGUCCCUGGCAGAACAGAAAGUGUGCAAAGAAGUGUUGGGGCCCCACAUUGAGCGCUUGGUGCCCAUCCUCGUGAAGGGCAUGAGGUACUCUGAGAUUGACAUCAUCCUACUGAAGGGUGAUGUGGAAGAAGAUGAAAUGAUUCCGGAUAAAGAGUCUGAUAUCAAGCCAAGGUUUCAUAAGACACGCACCCAUUCUACUCAGAAACAUGAAGGGGAUGAGGAAGCUGACCCUGAUGAAGGGUAUGAUGAUGAUGAUUCUCUGUCGGACUGGAAUCUGAGAAAGUGUUCAGCUGCAGCGCUGGACGUGUUGGCCAAUGUGUUCCACGAAGAAGUGCUGCCUGUGCUAUUGCCCAUCCUAAAGGAGACUUUGUUCCAUGCUGACUGGGAUGUGAAGGAGUCUGGCAUCUUGGUGCUUGGAGCCAUAGCAGAGGGUUGCAUGAGCGGCAUGAUCCCCCAUCUUCCUGAGCUGAUUCCCUACCUCAUCAACUGUCUGGCUGACAAGAAAGCCUUGGUGAGGUCCAUCACCUGCUGGACCUUAAGUCGCUACGCACACUGGGUGGUGGGCCAGCCUCAUGACAACUUUCUCAAGCCAUUAAUGACAGAGCUGCUGAAGCGAGUGCUAGAUGCCAACAAGAGAGUCCAGGAGGCAGCUUGCUCAGCAUUUGCCACUCUGGAGGAAGAAGCCUGCACUGAGCUAGUCCCAUACCUGGGCUUCAUCCUGGAGACUCUAGUCUUUGCUUUCGGAAAAUAUCAGCAUAAGAACUUGCUCAUUCUCUAUGACGCCAUAGGGACGCUAGCUGAUUCUGUUGGUCACCAUUUGAAUAAACCGGAAUAUGUCAACAUGCUCAUGCCUCCACUAAUCCAGAAAUGGAACAUGCUCAAGGAUGAAGAUAAAGAUUUGUUCCCUCUUCUGGAGUGUUUGAGCAGUGUGGCCACAGCCCUGCAGUCUGGCUUCCUUCCAUAUUGUGAGCCAGUGUAUCAGAGAUGUGUUUGUCUGGUGGAGCAGACCCUCACGCAGAACUUUGCCAACAUGUCUCAACCGGAUCAGUACGACCCCCCCGACAAAGACUUCAUGAUUGUUGCACUGGACCUGCUGUCUGGCCUGGCUGAGGGCCUGGAGGGUCACAUCGAGGGGCUGGUGGCCAACAGCAACAUACUCAAGCUGCUCUUCCAGUGCAUGCAGGACCCAAUGCCAGAAGUGCGCCAGAGUUCUUUUGCUCUUCUUGGGGACCUCACCAAAGCUUGUUUCCAGCAUGUGCGACCAUUUAUUUCGGAAUUCAUGCCAAUCCUGGGAGCUAACUUGAACCCAGAAUUCAUCUCUGUGUGUAAUAAUGCUACUUGGGCCAUUGGGGAAAUCUCCAUCAAAAUGGGUGCCGACAUGCAGCCCUUCAUUGGGAUGGUGUUGACUCAACUGAUUGACAUCAUUAACCGCUCCAAUACUCCCAAGACUCUGUUGGAAAACACAGCCAUAACUAUUGGGAGACUGGGCUUAGUUUGCCCGCAAGACGUGGCCCCACUAUUACAACAGUUUAUCAGACAAUGGUGCACAUCCCUGCGCAACAUCCGGGACAAUGAGGAGAAGGAUUCUGCCUUUCGUGGUGUGUGCCUCAUGAUUGGUGUGAAUCCUUCUGGAGUGGUCCAGGACUUCAUCUUCUUCUGUGAUGCAGUAGCCUCAUGGAUGCACCCAAAACCAGAUCUCAAAGAAAUGUUCUACAAGAUCCUGCAUGGCUUCAAGACCCAAGUUGGGGAGGAGAAUUGGUCCAAGUUUUCAGACCAGUUCCCACAGCCCCUGAGAGAACGUCUGUCUGCCAACUAUGGCGUGUGAUCCAUGUUGGCGUCAUGUGGACGUUUGGGGUUCCAGGGACUUGUGGUGCCCGGAGUCUGUGCUGUGGGUAUCAGGACCCCUGUGACGGGCGGGCGGGCAGGGGCGGGACCGGGUGGGCCUAGGGCUCUGGGAGGGGGAGGGCUCUCCGCGAGCGCACACUACGAUGAGCUACAGGAGGGGGGAGGGAAGGACGAGCAUCCUCACUCAUCUCACUCAUUCUCUGCUGUCUCUUCAGAUCACUACUGACACAUGAGACUUUUCCCCCCACCUUAGGAAGCUUAGCUUUAGCCAUUAACCGUUUUCUCCUUCAGCGACUAAACAAAGCUAUCUGUGCUAGUGUGGUGGGACACGCGGCUAGUUCCUCACACAGGCAUUGGCAUACCUACCAGUCAGGACCCUGUGAUCGGAAAGCAAAUAGAUUUUGUGAAUUAUUUUACCUACGAAGUAAGAAAUUAAAUGUGUGGAGCUAGUCACAGACACACACAAGGGUUAGCGCCAUGAGGCGCAUUGUGCUUCUGUCUUCUCUCUAUGUUGGUAACAUUGAACAAUGCUAGGAAGGAAAGGCAUUCAGUGUCAAGUUUUUGUGGCAGUUGUACUUUUUCCCAUUGUCACUACUAAUGCUGCACUGCAUAAGUGUCUGUACUAUUUUUUUGACUCUACGGAAUUCCUUGCAUGAUCUCAGUGUUUUGUGAUAAUUUUGACAGCCUGUUUGGCUUUGUUGGGAGUACAGGCUACAACUGCUUUGUGCGUCACUCACACUGGUCACAACAGCAAGGCUAGGCUGAGGUCAGGGGGUUGUAUUGAUACAAGUGAAGGCAGGGGCAGGGAGUGCUCCCCAUGUCAAGGGUCUAACAGUCAAGCUGGUGAUGUGGUCUUGUCUGCGUCUUUUUCGGGAAGCAGCGGGUUUUAAGUAUUGGGGAUAGAAGAGACAAUAACUGAAGAAGUUAAUAAUGUGUUUGCCAUGAUGUGGUAAGAGCCUAGUCUCGUUGUUGUCAGUGUCAAGUGUGGCGCUGCCACUAGCACCAAUCUCAGUUUUUGAGCUGGCCCCGUCUUUCACAGAGGGAAGGCGGCCUGUUUCUCCUGUUUGUCUGGGCACUGUGUUCUCUCUAUAGUCAUGUUAGGUACUCUCGUCUCAUCAUCAGUGUCACAGCUGAUUUUGUGCAUUCGUCAAGCCUCCCAUGUACACGUCUCCUCCGUCAUAUUUUAUGCCUCAGUCAGGCUACCGUAACCUGCGGCACCAUGAGAAGGUAGCCACCGAGUGCGGCUGGCGCUGUCACGCCUGUCCUUAGCUGUGGUGGUGGGUCUGGACAGUAGACAGCUGGCCUCUGUGUGUGCACCUUCUGGCGGUGUCCUAUGGGGCAGUUUAUUUUAUGGUCUCAGCGAAAGAUCUAAGCUGACUGUCUUCUAACGCUGUAUGCUUGUCCCAAUGAUGCCGUGGCCACUGCUGCCCUCAGGGGACUGAAGAGGCUGGCCCAAGCUCUUGUGGACAUGCUGUGUGUGUGUGCCUGGACCCGACUAAGAGCAGCGCUGAGGCUGCAAGCCAACUGUGAUACGCACGCACACACACUUUAUGGCAGAUGGCAGCUGGUGAUAGCCACUCGUGCUUGCUCUGGCUCUGAAUACUUUAUCUCAAAUUCUAAAUUAUAAUUAUAUAGUAUAUAUGGUUGGUUCAGAUGUACUGUGCUGUACUCGUAGAUGAAAUUUCAUGCACAGUUUUAUCUUCUUGGGGGAGGGGGGGUGGUUCAAUCUCAUUUGUGUUGGUUUCAUUGGGGAGGGGGGAAGGAAAGGAAAAGUGCAGCAGAGUUGUCACGAAUGUCUAUCAUCAUCUGCCACUCUCAUGGACUACUUGAUGCCCUGAUAAGUUGAUCCUCCAGUUAAAUCAUUUUUCGAAGAACCGCAUUUGAUUUCGAUUGAAAAGGUUUUGCAUGUUUUUGUUGGUUUUUUGUUUUAAAAUUCCUGCUAAUUCUGCUGAGCAGGGGGAAGGGUGAGGCUUGCACGGGGUUUCAAGAGAGAAUUAAGACUCUUGACAAUAGCAAUUGCUUUUAACUAAAGUCUUGUUAUUAUUUUGGAAACGGCUUGGGCUUUGUUAGACAUGUCCAUAUUAGGGUUUGGUGCUCACAGCUUCGUAUGAUAAUGGUUAUGCUUUGCUCUGAAUAUUUUCACUCGGGUACUUUGGAACAGAUUUUUACUUUGUACACCAGCUAGGUCCUGGCAGAUUUUUAUAUUUAUUCCAAUAGGUGAGGGGUGGUUGUACUGUUAUGGGUUGGUAACGUCUUGCAAUAGAUGAACGAGGCAAUUAUUGUUCUUUGCCAGCAGUAGCGUAAGUGGCUUCUCCAUUUCCAUGACAGUUCUGUUGUUUCUCACUGUGAGCAUGGAUAAAAGUAUCAUAUUACUGUAGAGUCUUGAGGGGAAAAUGGUCAAGCUCCUGGUGAUUUUUCCUAGUGCAUAACGUGUGUACUUUUUGCUGUGUGUGGAAACAAUUGGUCAUCAAUUGUGGUUCUGGAGGAUUGACUUGUCAGGUGCAACUGUUUGAAAUGCCUGGCUGAGGAUACUACUCUCUUCUGUCAGUCAUUUUGUGCAGUUGUUGUGGAUAUUAAACAGAGUUUUUUAUAUUAUCAGUUGUGAAAGCAUGGGCUGAAUAUUGCCAUAGCCUAUGCUGGAUCAACUGGCUAUAUUUGUAUAUUUAUAAUUUACAUUUUCUUUAUUCUCAAUCUUUGAUCAUUUCUGCGGAGGUUGUUUUUUUCCUGUUUUUGUGGGUGAAAUACUGUUUGUUCUCGAGUGUUGUGCAAGUCGCUACAACUGUGUUGUGCUUCUGUGGUCGUGUGACGUGUGUUCAUCUUGCCACUACAUAUCAUCACCAUCUUGUGUAUUGUCUGGGCGGACUGCGGGGGGAGAGAGAGCUGGUCUCCACCUACUGGUGUGCCCCACUUGCAGUCUUUGUGGAGCAAGAUGUGCCAGUCUCUAUGGGAGGCUGGCUUGGGUGUGUUGUGGGUUGAUUGUGAAUUGUCUAUGUACAUAGCUUGUUUUGUAUAGGAAGUUUUUGUGUUUGCCAUCUGCCAGUGCACUGUACAGGGUUACACCCUCCAUGAAUGUCACAGUUUUUUUUUUGUCCUUUGAAAAGAAAACAGAUAUUACUAAGCCUAUGUUGUGGUCAGUGUGUCCAGCUGACUGUCUUAUGAUUUUAGCAUGUAGCUUGGAGCUGAGGUCUCCUCAUGACACAGUGUGCUGGGUGUUGCUCCUCAUUCUAGUGUAUAAUAAAGAGCUGCAUACAAAA
Molecule: messenger RNA, 5973 nt
Organism: Aplysia californica (California sea hare)
Lineage: Eukaryota; Metazoa; Mollusca; Gastropoda; Aplysiida; Aplysiidae
Product: transportin-1
Exons: 22
Coding region: 36-2699 (887 amino acids)
Biological process (GO): protein import into nucleus
Cellular component (GO): nucleus; cytoplasm
Molecular function (GO): small GTPase binding; nuclear import signal receptor activity
Source: RefSeq, a predicted model, not a curated record